Molecule: messenger RNA, 367 nt
Organism: Suillus paluster
Lineage: Eukaryota; Fungi; Basidiomycota; Agaricomycetes; Boletales; Suillaceae
Product: NADH-ubiquinone oxidoreductase B18 subunit-domain-containing protein
Exons: 4
Coding region: 58-321 (87 amino acids)
Cellular component (GO): mitochondrion
Source: RefSeq, a predicted model, not a curated record
CUUCAUUCCGAGUUCGUUUCGUUUCCUCGAGCUCUCGACGUCGUAUAUAAAUCUUCCAUGCCAUCCUCACUCACUGCAUCCCAGGAGGAGCUCAAGGCCGCGAAGGUGCCUCUCGCUUGGAGAGACCAGUGUUCAGCACUCUUGAUACCUUUGAAUACCUGCCGGAGAGACAACUAUUAUCUACCUUGGACUUGCGAGAACGAGCGUCACGGGUACGAAAAGUGCCAAUAUGACGACAUGAUGCGCAGAAUGAAAAAGAUGUCAAAACUGAAGCAGCAGCAGGCAGAUGAGGUUGCUGAGGCCGCCGAGGCUAUCAUUUAGCUUUCUUAGGGACAUGUCCUAUCAACCGCUUUCGAGGUAUUAGACU